AAGGCUUAACCAAAAUCAAUCACUCUGAACUGAUCAUUGACUUUCUAGCUAGUUAACUGGUUCUGGUCAUUUCCAAAAAGAGUAGAAAGAAAGAUCUCUAUCUUCAUUUGCUUUAAUUUGCUGCGUGCAACAUCUUGGAUUUGCAUCAAGACUUAAGCAAAAUCCAAAAGGAGUAGAAAGAAAACCUCCAUCUUGAUUUGGCGCCAGCUUCCUGCAGCAUCGAUCUUGGAGGUACAUCAAUUUUGAUGAUGGAGCAGAAUUUCAAGCCAUUCUUAUAUCUACAAGUCAUCCAUGAAAGUAUGGAGUUGUUUUGCAAGCAAUCCGAAGAGAGUUCGAUAGUUUUUGAUUUAGGACGUUAUAAAAAUGAAAAAAUCAAUGAAGUUGUGGAGUGGACACAAGAAGUGGAAAAGUUCAUAGAUCAGACCAAACGGGAAAUGUCAGACGAAAGUCUUGUGACGGAUUUCUUUUGGUGCAAUAACAUGAUAUCAAGAAUAAGGAAGCUGCGUGCCAAACGUGGCCCAAAGUUUACUUUCCAAAGAGUAAGCAAUGUGUGUUCUUUACGUGAAGAACUCUACUGUAAACUAAGGUUGCUGAUUAGCUUGAGGUGUGCUGAGAAUUUGACUAUUCGGUUUAACUUACCUAAUGAUAUUGAAGAUGAGAAGUGGGUUCUUCGCGAGAGCUUCUUCAUAAGAGAUAUGGAAAAGCAGAUAGAAGAAAAAAAUCCUGAACAGGAUUCUGAUUGGUACAUCAACCAAAUAGCAAAAGCAAGGAUAUAUAUUGGCCAAUAUGAUCAAGCAUUUUUCCUCCAAUCUCGAAAAAAUAUGCCCACAAUAGCACUACUUUCAUUACAUGAAGAACUCUACUAUGAAGUAAGGUCGCUGAUUAGCGUGAAAAUGACUGACUUGAUGACAGUGUAUGCUAUAUUAAAUGAUCAUCACGAUCUAAAUCAAUUCAAGAAAGUACUUCUUCAUAUCUGCAAGUUGUCCGUGAAUUAGCGGAGCUGACUCUCAAGGAACUUGAAGACAAAGAAAUUUGUUCAAUUUGGCAAUUUUGGCUACUAUUAAAUGGAUACGAUGAAAUUUUGCAGUGGGGACAAGAAAUGAAUGAAUUCAUGGAUAAGGCUAAACUGGAACUGUGUGAUAUAAGUGUUAGGAAUUUGUUUUGGUGUAAGGUUAUGAUAUCAAGAAUGAGAAAGCUACGUGCCAAACAAGGCCCCAAUUUUACUUUUCAAAUAGUAAGCUCAUCCGAAGAAGGGGCACCACAUUCUUCACGUGAAAAACUCUUCUGUGAAGUAAUGUCGCUGAGCCACAUACGUUUAGCUCUGUCUUUUGCUAUUUCAGCAUCAAAGGACGAUGAUGAUGAUGAUGAUGAUAAAUUCAAUGAAUGUCUUCUGGAGUGGAAAGAUGAAGUGGAUGAUUACUUUUAUGGGUUGAAGCAGCAUUUUGAAUUGGAAUUUGAUGAUCCUAAGACUAAUUCUGGUUGGUACAGUGAGAAGAUAGCAGAAGCAAGGAUGAUAAUAUCCAAAUGUGAACCAACAUUUUCUGUCCAAUCUCAAGAUGUCGAAUCUGCUUAUUCAAUCAAUAUUUCGUUACAUGAAGAACUCCUCUAUGAAAUAAAGUUGCUGAUUAGAUUGAAAUUAGUUGACAUGCUGACUGCUAACGAUGUCAUGGAAGUUGAUGUUGAAGAUCUAGAAAUUCUUUUAAAAAAAGAACUUCAGAAGUGGAUAAAUGAAGUGAAUAAUUUCUUAAAAGAGAUCAACCUGCAAUUAAGGGAAAAGAAUCUUGAGAAGAGUUCUGAUUGGUACCAUAACAAGAUAGCAGGAUCAAGGAUGUUAAUUGCCAAACGUUAUUCAGCAUUUUCCUUCCCAUCUCAAGUUGUGGGAUCUACAAAGAAACAAUACCAGAUUUUCCUCAGCUUUAGAGGAAAAGAUACUCGAUUCAGCUUUGCACGUAAUCUCUAUGGUGCUUUGAAGCAACAAGGAUUCAAUGUCUUUAUGGAUGAUCUAGGGUUGGAGAGAGGGGACUCAAUUUCACAAGUUCUAAUGGGGGCGAUUGACAACUCAAAACUUUCAAUUAUUAUUUUAUCUAAACACUUUGCAGACUCUUCCUGGUGUUUGGAUGAAGUUGUUAAGAUUCUUGAGUGCAAACGAAAGAAAAAUCAACUAGUUUGGCCUUUCUUUUACAAGGUGGAGCCCUCCGACGUGAGCAAUCAAAAUAAAACUUAUGGAGAGGCUAUGGACAAACAUAAAACAAGGUAUAGAGAUGAUGUGAUCAUGAAUUGGAGGUCAGCUUUGCACGAGGUCUGUUGUGAUGGCUUCAAUGCUUUCUCAUACAAGAAAAAUAGUGGCAGGUACGAAUGUGAUUUCAUUCAAAGUAUAGUAAGUGCUGCCACCCAAAUUAGAGAUGGUUCGUAAGCAUGGAAAUGGUGACUAGAAGAAAGACUGCAUCUUCAGAGUGUUUGCUCACAAUAGUUGGUGGCGGAUUGAAGUUGUUUUGUAUUGGUAGGUGUUUUUUUUCCUUGUGGUGUUUUAAAUUUUGUCAAUCUUAUGUGAGACAAAUUUUCUCAAAUAUUUGUAUGAAUAAACUUUUUCCGUAAAAAAAAGACUGCAUCUUCUCUUGUGCCAUUUAAUCUUAUCUGAGAAUAAAUUUUGCUUUUUGACA
Lotus japonicus is the source of this 2660-nucleotide messenger RNA. RefSeq lists its product as uncharacterized. Lineage: Eukaryota; Viridiplantae; Streptophyta; Magnoliopsida; Fabales; Fabaceae. Bases 1100 to 2413 code for a protein of 437 amino acids. The transcript has 4 exons. Gene Ontology annotation, biological process: signal transduction. The record is from RefSeq and is a predicted model, not a curated record.